Messenger RNA from Ramularia collo-cygni, 372 nucleotides. RefSeq lists its product as uncharacterized. The transcript is spliced from 4 exons. The record is from RefSeq and is a predicted model, not a curated record. The coding region runs from base 1 to 372 and encodes 123 amino acids. Lineage: Eukaryota; Fungi; Ascomycota; Dothideomycetes; Mycosphaerellales; Mycosphaerellaceae.
AUGAGCGGCACUUCCAACGUCGGCAACAGCCAGGUGUACGAGGCUGGCGACCAGAGGAACGAGUCCGACGCGGUCAAGCAGCAGAAGAAGGAGGAGGAGCGUUUCCACGAGGGCAAGGAGAACUCACACGCUGCCAACGACCCCAAGGACGAGCGAUCAAUCGCAAACAGGCUUGCACAUGCCGAGAAGGAUGGACUUGACAAUGAGUCAGGCAAGAACUUGAGCGAGGACGACAAGCUCGCACAGCAGGAUGCGACUGCUCCAGCAAAGGCACAUGGUAACAAGCCAUCCAAGGGUGCAGAGAUCGAUCAGCAGCUGCGUGAGGAAGAGGAGGAGCUCCUCAAGAAGAAGGGCGCCUACAACCCCCAGUAA